Messenger RNA from Capsicum annuum, 1890 nucleotides. Its product is annotated as probable polygalacturonase. Gene Ontology annotation, molecular function: polygalacturonase activity. Lineage: Eukaryota; Viridiplantae; Streptophyta; Magnoliopsida; Solanales; Solanaceae. The record is from RefSeq and is a predicted model, not a curated record. Bases 147 to 1508 code for a protein of 453 amino acids. The transcript has 4 exons. Gene Ontology annotation, biological process: carbohydrate metabolic process.
AAACUAAUAAUACAAUAAAUCUGAUUGAUUUUUUCAAAUUUCAUAUAUGCCAUUUAAAUUAAGAUUUUAAAAAUUAACAUACCGACACAAACUCUAAUAUCUAGUCUUCCGCCUCCUAAUUCAGCCUAUUCAUUACAUCCUAAAUUAUGUUUCAACUUCAAUUUCUCGUCUCAACUGUUACUUUAUCAUUCAUUACCCAAUCAUAUUCUUCCAUGGUACAACUCUCAAUUCUCCAAUCCCAUUAUCAUCCAAAACCCUACUUCUUAUCCAUCUCUGUCAUCGGGUUCGGUGCUGCCGGCGGCGGCGUCGAAUACGAUACAGUUCCAAUCCGGAAGGCUAUAAACGCAUGCUCGGCCGCCGUCUCCAAAUAUCGUCGUCAAUGCCACGUUAUCUUUCCUCCGGGAAAGUACUUAACGGCAACAAUAUUGCUGAAAUCUGGAGUUGUAUUGGAUAUUCACCGGAACGCAACGAUUUUGGGAGGACCGAAGUUGGAAGAUUACCCGAAGGAGCAGAGCAGGUGGUAUGUGAUACUGGCUGAGGAUGCGGUGGAUGUGGGAAUCAUCGGAGGAGGAGAGAUCAAUGGACAGGGAUUGAAGUUUGUACAGAGACUUGAUGAGAAGAAGAAUGUAAUGGUGAGCUGGAACCGCACCGGAGCUUGCCUUGGGGAUGAGUGUAGGCCCAGGUUAGUAGGGUUCAUCCGCUGCCGGAAUAUUAAGGUCUCCGAUGUUAGACUCAUCGAACCUGCUUAUUGGUGUUUGCAUCUUGUACGAAGUGAUAAGACAUCAAUCCGUGAUGUAACGAUAUAUGGGAACUUCAAUUCGCCCAACAACGAUGGUAUAGACAUAGAGGAUUCUAAUAAUACAGUUAUCACUAGAUGCAACAUCAAUACAGGAGAUGAUGCUAUCUGUCCAAAGUCAUCAACUGGGCCUGUCUACAACCUCUCAGCAACAGACUGCUGGAUUCGAACAAAAUCCUCUGCCAUUAAACUUGGAAGUGCUAGCUUUUACGCGUUCAAGAAUUUCUUGUUUGAUAACAUUACAAUCGUUGAAUCUCAUCGAGGCCUCGCUCUACAAAUUCGAGAUGGAGGGUAUGUUAGUGAUAUGACCUUCUCAAACAUUAACAUCAGCACAAGAUAUUACCACCCAUCAUGGUGGGGAAGAGCAGAGCCUAUCUAUGUGACCACCUGUCCAAGGGAUGCUAGUUCAAAAGCAGGGUCAGGAGGUGGGGUCUUGAGCAAUCUGAAAUUCAUAAACAUGAACCUGACGUACAAGAGAUGGACAAAAUUCACAGAUGGGUUGGUAGAUUACAGGCCAGGAUGCCAAGAACUUGUGAAGCACCAAACUGCGGGAUUCAUGAUGGAGCAUAUUGAUGGUUUGGUUGUCGAAAACGUAGUCAUGAAAUGGUCCAAUGAUGAAUCAAUGAGGUGGAAUAAUCCAUUGGAUUUCAGGCCAUCCACUGUAAAUAAUAUUUCUUUGCUCAAUUUCUACUCAAGAUCCUACCAACAGUGAGGGAUGAAUAGGAAGCAGCAAGUAAAAUUUGCUCUUCAGAAAAAUAAAGGUGUAAAUACCCCCUUUCCUUCCAAAAUUCGAAGGAUUUAUGUGUUCAUGCUGAACACGAAGUGAUGUUGAUUUGUACUUGUCCUGAUGAACACAAAGUGAUGUUGAUUUGAACUUGUCCCAGUAUAGCGGGCCCAUUCUAUGUUUUCUCAUGGCUGAUUUUGAUAUUCGACCAAAGUCAGCCAAUUCAGGGGUGGUAAAUUUCAUAGGUGGGUCACAGAACUGAGUUUUUUUCUUUCAUCAGUCAAUCAUGUUUUGUAACAUAAAAGAUCACAAAACUUUGCCCUUACUAAUCACAUAUGUUGGAAAAUUAACAUGUCACGGUUCUUUUUAA